Molecule: messenger RNA, 504 nt
Organism: Gekko japonicus
Lineage: Eukaryota; Metazoa; Chordata; Lepidosauria; Squamata; Gekkonidae
Gene: BRCA1
Product: breast cancer 1
Exons: 6
Coding region: 1-504 (167 amino acids)
Biological process (GO): negative regulation of fatty acid biosynthetic process; double-strand break repair via homologous recombination; dosage compensation by inactivation of X chromosome
Cellular component (GO): plasma membrane; BRCA1-A complex; BRCA1-BARD1 complex
Molecular function (GO): metal ion binding; ubiquitin-protein transferase activity
Source: RefSeq, a predicted model, not a curated record
AUGAAUAACUACGAUGUUUUAUUAAUAUCUUCUAGCCUGGAGAUAAUGAAAGCACCGGUCUCAACGCACUGUGCUCAUGUCUUCUGCAGUUUCUGCAUAUUGAAGCUUCUUGGACAAAAGAAAGGUAUCACAAAAUGUCCACUCUGCAAUGGCAACAUCUCCAAAAGCACUCUGCAGGAAGAUGUCCGAUUCAAGCUGGUAAUCAAAGCGGUGCUGGAAGCUGCUGGUGCUUUGGAAUGUGAUACAGGAUUAAAUUGUGAUCAGUAUCUCCAAAAGAAAACUGCAGUUCUGCAGGAAAGACAGAUGGUCAUUGAAAGUAAAGGCUACCGGGACAGACUGAAUGGAGUGAAGAAAGGAGAAAAGAGAAAGAGUGCCUUGCAGAGCAAAAGCUCCCAUUUGCCAAUUCCCAACAGGCGUUCCCUGAUAAAGAAAAGCACCUCCAAUAAAACCGUCUACUUUGAAGCAGGUUUCCUGAAUCCAGAACCUCCCCCCCCUUCCCAGUAA